AUGAGUUCUACAGAGUCCAUGAUGCUAAAUGUUUAUUGGUUGACACCUAUAAUAAUAUCAAUGGAAAUAGAAGAUAUUGAAAAUCAAUCGGUUAAUCAGCAGCUAAACCGCAUGUCGUUUUCUCACCAUGCAAAUCUGCCCCAAGUUCAUAGUGAUACGAAUGACGAAGCAACCCGGUAUUCCUUUACAACGAACAUGCUCCGUACUAUUGAUGUAUGUGUUCCUGACCUAAGCAACAUUGUUUCCGUCGACCACCAGGAGACUAAAGUUAGACUAGGAGAAAUCACUCGUAAAACAGCGCCACCCAAUAUAGAAUGGGAGCGAAGAAUGGAGGAAUUAGCUGCAUUUAACCAAACAAAGGCGUUUCUGAGAUCCCACAAAAACAUUGUUAUAACAGAUGCUGACAAAGGCAAUAAGACAGUAGCAAUGUACGAAUCGGAAUACAUUGAAAAGAUAAACAAAUUACUAGAAGACAAAAACACAUACAAAACUUCAAGAACAGACCCAACGAGCACUCUGCAGAGAAAAAACAAUAAAAUAGUUGAUGAGCUCUACAAAGCCAAACACAUAAACAAAAGGGAAAAGCAGCUUCUCACCAGCACCGCAGCUGCAGCGCCAAGGCUAUAUGGCCUGCCGAAAAUUCACAAACCGCAAGUUCAUUUACGCCCCAUUGCUUCGUCAGUCAAGGUCCCCUGUUACAAGUUAUCCAAAUAUGUCGGAGAAAUACUCAAGCCAUUGAUUUCAGAGAGAUACAAUGUGAAGAAUGCGUUUAAUUUGAAAGAGAGAUUAACGAAUAUAAGUGUAUGUGAUGAAGAUGUUUUAGUGUCGUUCGAUGUCAUCUCCUUGUUUACGAAUAUACCGACAAUGUUAGCCACAAAAAUUAUUAUGAUAAAGUGGGACCAGAUACAACGGACAACCAGCAUUCCAAAACACAAAUUCCAACAAAUUCUUGACUUCUGCCUUAAAGAUAAUAACUACUUCAUGUGCAAUAACAAACUAUACACCCAAACAUUUGGAAUGCCAAUGGGCAACCCCCUCUCACCGACAAUUGCCGACAUCAUUAUGGACGACCUUCUGGACAACACCAUCUCGGAGCUGAAACAACACUUCAACAUUGACAUCAAGUUUAUCAACAAAUAUGUAGACGAUAUUUUUGCAAUAACAAACCGCAACGACGUGAAUACAAUUCUAGAGACGCUAAACAAAUACCACCCAAAACUUCAGUUUACCAUGGAAAUGGAAGAAAACGCGAGCAUACCUUUCCUUGAUGUCCGUAUACACAAAAACAACAACAAUAUUGUUCUAAACUGGUACUCGAAACCAACGUCGUCUGGACGCCUGAUUAAUUAUCUCUCCUCCCAACCAAGAAAAUAUAAAAUCAACACCGCGAAAAAUCUUAUACACAAAAUACUGACGAUAAGCGACCAAAAAUUUCACGAAGCCAACAUAGAGAAAAUACACAGCAUUUUGAAAAGCAACAAUUAUCCCAAUCACCUGAUACGCGAACUAAUAAAACAAGAAACAAUGCGAAUAGGAAAUCAGCAAAAUAAAACGCCGACCACAGCAACAGCAAAUACACCAAAGAAGUACUACAGCGUCACUUACAUCCCCAAGCUAAGCGAAAACUUUGAUCGCAGCACAUUAAAGGAACAAAACAUAACUCUCGCCUACAAAACAAAUAACACGUUAGCUAGAAUCUACACAAGAACAAAAAAGCCCACUAGACAAACAGCAACAAAACAACGUUGUUUAUGA
This is a messenger RNA of Rhagoletis pomonella (apple maggot), 1755 nucleotides long. RefSeq lists its product as uncharacterized. NCBI's taxonomy places the organism in Eukaryota, Metazoa, Arthropoda, Insecta, Diptera, Tephritidae. The transcript has 2 exons. The coding region runs from base 1 to 1755 and encodes 584 amino acids. The record is from RefSeq and is a predicted model, not a curated record.